This is a messenger RNA of Dioscorea cayenensis subsp. rotundata (Guinea yam), 3555 nucleotides long. RefSeq lists its product as uncharacterized. Lineage: Eukaryota; Viridiplantae; Streptophyta; Magnoliopsida; Dioscoreales; Dioscoreaceae. The record is from RefSeq and is a predicted model, not a curated record.
UUGGCAGGAUUGAAAGUAAAAGCAGUUGUGGUUUUUUGUUUUUCCUCAAAAAUCCAAUUUUUUUUUGUAUUAAAUCUGAGAAUAUCCAUAUCUUGGAUGAAAAAAGUUGUAAUUUUUCCUUUUUUUAUCAGUUAAUGGAGUCAAAAAAAGGGAAAAUUUUGAGGGGAAAUCCAUUGGAAAGUCAUCAAUGGAUGAAUUUUUCUAGUGAGAGAAGAAGUUGUAGAGAAAUUGUAGAGAAGAAGACCACUAGUUGACAAACUUUCAUGUCAUUGUUUAAGGCUUUGUUCUUGGUUGGGAGAUUUUCUCACCUGGGAUCUCUCUUUCUCUCUUUUUCUCUCUCUCUCUCUCUCUCUUUGUGUUGUUGUCCAUCUCUUCUUCUCAUCUUCUCUUUGUUGCUAUGUCUUUUGGGCAAACAGAUGAGAAAACAAUCAAUUUGUUGAAGAUCUGAAGCCAUUCUUAGUGUUGAUGGUUUUUUGUAGACCAAGUACUUGUGUUUCAUUGCUUGAUUUUGUUUCCAUUGAUUGGGAGUUAUCACUUUUCUUCUUGUGCUUCUUUUGAUGCUGAAUUGUUUGGAGGUGGUUUCUGAUGCUGAUUGAGGAGGUCACAUGAAAAUCAAAUCAAGCUUUGGUUAGCAGAUACAAAUCGAAUGAAAUCGACGAGUCUGAAGAGAAUUGAUUGAGAGUUGUUCUUCGGAAUUUCUGUAUUUUUACGGAAAUGGGAGCGAAAUAUCAGUGUAAAAGUUACCUGCCAGGGUAUAAUCCGAUGAGGGGACAAGAUGACGACCGAAAUGUUAGUUGGUCGCUUUUUUGCGAUGGAAAAGCUCGGAACGGGCAUGCCUAUAAUGAAGUCAUGCUGAAGACAGUUUUAGGAUAUUCAGAAUACGAUAAAGAGAUGUUGAAGCGGACAAUGCUUGAACAUGAAGCUAUAUUCCGGAAACAGGUCUAUGAACUCCACCGUCUUUACAGAACACAGAAGAAUUUAAUGGAUGAGCUUAAAAGGAAAGAGUUGUAUAGAUUUUGUUUGCCAAAAGAUUUGUUGUACACAUCACAAACAAGUUCUUUUUUAUCUCAAGCACCACCAGGAGAAAAUGAGAACAAAUUGAGUGCAUCUCAUUUGUCUUUUGGGAAUGUGCCCUUAAACUUUCUAAAUGAGAAUCAAAGCAGUGUUCAAUCUUGCCGAAGUACAGUUGAAAAGGAGGUUCGAAAAGAUGAUGAGGUUUCAAAGUCCAAGUCUAACCAGUUUCCCCGGAAAAUGCUUGACCUUGAGCUCCCGGCUGAUGUGUAUAUUGAUAAUGAAACGGGAUUUGCUGCAACUAGGCAACCUGGGAAUGAUCUGAAACUUACUCUGGGAACUGGUGAGAAUUCUGGUUGCAGAGAAAAUAGUCAGAAAUUGGAUUCACGCUUAAAGAACUGUGACUUGGCUGACUUGAAUGAGCCGGCAAAAGAAUGCUCCGACAGAGCAAUAGGAUCUGCUUCCACCUUCAUUUUCAGCACGGGAACUGGCUGUGAAGUUAUUCGAGAGAACAAGUUGCCUCUGCAAACAGAGACAGCUGCCCGAAGCCAUCAAAGAGACAAGGACGCAGAAUGUUCUUCAAAGGAAUUGCCUCUCUUGGGAAAAGAUUCUGGGCGAAGUCAUUACCGUCUCAAUUCUUCCGUACUGCCUCUUUACAAUGAGAAAGCACCGAUAGUCUCUGAAGCAGUAGAACUGAAGCUAAAUCGAACAAAUGGGAGUCAUUCUCCACUGGAUUCAUCUUGGAGAAAGCCGUCAAAUAAAAUAAGCCACAUACCAAUUGCAGUUCAAGCACUUCCUUGCUUUAAUAAACCUUCAACAGUGAAUUUGCAGUUCAAUCACAAUAGCUCCAACCACACAUCGUUCAUCUCUGAUAAGCCAAACCAAAACAGCAAUCAUAGUAGUUCUGCUUUUGGGGCCUCCGAAGGUCACAGAUCGUCAAAAUAUUUUAAGAGUUUGCACUGCAUUGAUGUUAAGUCCGCCAAAGCUUUGAAUCUGAACCAAGCAUGUACAAAUGACAUUGUUGAUGGCUUCGCCACCAAACAAGAUACUUCGAUGAAAAACGAGGAAUCAUCAGGAGGAAUCCCUUGGCUCAGAAAGAAACCAAUUUGUGAAAGAAAUGCUGCGCAGAGCUAUACUCAGCUGCUGGCUAACUGUGCUAUAACUUCUUCAGGAUUUGAGGGAAAACCGAAUAAUGGUAAGGGCCUUUUCACGUCUAGUCAGCAGGAAUUACAACAAACUUUGGAAAUGGAUGAGGCAUCGAAUUCUCUGUCUGGUAAAACAAUUCUUGGGUUUACUUUUGCUGAGACAUUCAAGCAGAGUGACAUUCAGACCCGGUUUUUGACUGAUAAUGUGAAGUGCAAUGAGGGGGCGGGGAUUCGGUUUGAAAGAACCUCUGGAAGUAAAAGCUCUAGGAAUCAAAUAGAUCUAAAUUCCUUGGGUUCUCCACGGAAAAUCAUGCUAAAUAUUGAUUUGGAAGCACCAGUCACUUGUCAGGCAGAUGAUGAAUCUGCAGAAAUAGAUUACACUUUCAAAGCGGACUGUUUGAACAAAACUGAGAACUUGCAUGAACAAUGCAUCAGAGAAGCAGCAGAGAGCAUUUUCGCCAUUUCACAGGACACAUUCAACAAUGCUGACAAACUUACAUGCCACAAGACUCUGGUAACUGAAUCUGAUGCAUUGAGUUGGUUUGCAGACGUCGUGUUGUCAUCCGACAUGGAGAAGGAGCUGAAGGGGGAAGACUAUCUUGGCUCUGAAUCAUUAGAUGAUGAUGGGCUUGAUCUAUUCGAAUCGAUGACAUUGAAGCUUGAAGAGAUGAAGGUGGAAGAGUUACAGUGUCAUUCCCAGGGACAAGACGACCAAGAAGAAGAACGGAAGGGUUCGGUUGCUUUGCUACUACUGACAAAGCCUCGACGAGGCUCGACAAGGAAGAGGCGACAGAAAAGAGACUUUCAGAAAGAUAUAUUGCCGGGCCUCGCAACAUUAUCAAGGCAUGAAGUUAUCGAAGACAUGAAAACCAUUGAAGGGUUGGCAAGGUCUGCUGGUGGACCUUGGUCUCAGGCAAGUCCGACAAAGAGAAAGGCGCAAACAAGGGGAAGAGGACGGCCUAGAAGUUUGCCUGCAGUGGAGCCAGUAUCAGAGCCAAAGAAUGCCAAGCCUGUGGACGAUGAUAAGAGCAUCGUAGGGUGGGGAAGGACAACAAGACGAUGCCGAAGACCACGGUGCCCACCGGGAAGUGUUGGUGCACCUUUGGUUUAAACUUUCAUGCUUAUUCCAGUACUAUUUCUGACAGACUGCAAAGACUACCUGCAUUGAGAGUUAAAUUCUUAAAAACAGAUUGUACAUUUUGUCUGUUUUUCUGAGCAAGACUGCCUGUACAGAUUUGGAAGAAACCAAUGUGACAAUAUCUCUUGCAAGAUGGGGAGCACCAACAAUGUGAGAACAGUUAUAAUUUUAUUUAAAUCAACAGAGUAGUCAAGUAUUAAUCAGACAACUGGAACAAUACAGACUUAUAUUUUUCGGGUUUUGAUUCAGUUGCAUAAAAAA